This is a messenger RNA of Bombina bombina (fire-bellied toad), 1176 nucleotides long. It is a transcript of the gene HTR4, whose product is annotated as 5-hydroxytryptamine receptor 4. Gene Ontology annotation, biological process: regulation of appetite; chemical synaptic transmission; adenylate cyclase-activating adrenergic receptor signaling pathway. The coding region runs from base 1 to 1176 and encodes 391 amino acids. Lineage: Eukaryota; Metazoa; Chordata; Amphibia; Anura; Bombinatoridae. Gene Ontology annotation, molecular function: G protein-coupled serotonin receptor activity. The record is from RefSeq and is a predicted model, not a curated record. The transcript is spliced from 6 exons. Gene Ontology annotation, cellular component: plasma membrane.
AUGACUGGGGUAUUUUUAACAUCUAUUGGCUAUGUAUUCCACAGCUCAAGCGAGGGACUCGGAGGGGUGGAGAAGAUCGUACUCAUCACCAUUAGCUCAGCAGUCAUCCUGAUGGCCAUUUUAGGCAAUCUGUUAGUGAUGGUUGCAGUAUGUCGGGAUAGACAGCUAAGGAAAAUCAAGACCAAUUACUUUAUUGUGUCGCUGGCUUUUGCUGAUUUGCUGGUGUCGGUACUGGUAAUGCCUUUUGGAGCGAUAGAGCUGGUACAGAACAAGUGGAUUUAUGGGGAGAUGUUCUGCUUGGUGCGCACGUCCCUUGAUGUUCUUUUGACAACCGCAUCUAUUCUCCAUCUCUGCUGCAUUUCACUGGACAGAUAUUAUGCUAUCUGCUGUCAGCCUCUGGUUUACAGGAAUAAGAUGACGCCUUUGCGCAUAGCUUUGAUGCUUGGAGGCUGUUGGAUCAUCCCAACUUUUAUAUCCUUCCUCCCAAUCAUGCAGGGAUGGAACAGCAUAGGAAUUCGAGAACUGGUAGAUAAGAGAAAAUAUAGCAAAGACUCAAAUUCAACGUACUGUAUAUUUAUGGUCAACAAGCCCUACGCCAUUACAUGUUCAGUGGUGGCUUUUUACAUUCCAUUCCUUUUGAUGGUGCUUGCAUACUAUCGUAUUUAUAUCACAGCAAGGGAACAUGCCAGGCAGAUUGGAGUCUUACAACGUGCUGGAGCUGACCAUCGUCAGCAGCAUCCUGACCAACACAGCACUCACAGGAUGAAGACAGAAACUAAAGCAGCCAAGACUCUUUGCAUCAUAAUGGGCUGCUUCUGCCUUUGUUGGGCCCCAUUUUUUAUCACAAAUGUGAUUGACCCUUUCAUAGACUACUCUGUGCCAGGACAGCUGUGGACAGCUUUUCUCUGGUUAGGCUAUAUUAAUUCGGGGUUGAACCCUUUCUUGUAUGCCUUCUUGAACAAGUCCUUCAGGCGUGCCUUCCUCAUCAUUUUGUGCUGUGGAGAUGAGAAGUAUAGAAGGCCUUCCAUCUUGGGACCAUCAAUUCCAUGUUCCACUACAACCAUUAAUGGAUCCACACAUGUAUUAAGGUACACAGUUCUAUAUAAUGGACAUAAUCAGGAAAGCGAGAAGCUUCCCAUCCACAAUGAUCCAGAGUCACAGGAAUCCUGUUUUUAG